Messenger RNA from Wallemia mellicola CBS 633.66, 429 nucleotides. RefSeq lists its product as hypothetical. The coding region runs from base 91 to 321 and encodes 76 amino acids. The transcript is spliced from 2 exons. The record is from RefSeq and is a predicted model, not a curated record. Lineage: Eukaryota; Fungi; Basidiomycota; Wallemiomycetes; Wallemiales; Wallemiaceae.
CAUUACUAGAAAUUCUCAGACAGCUGUCUACUAUAAAAGGAAUUAUAAUUUAUCUUUUCACUUUACCAUCAUUAGUUAACUGUUAAAGAAAUGAAAUUAUCUGCAAUUUUCGUAGGACUCGCUAUCACUGUUGGUGUAUCAGCAGCAUUUGAUAGAUCACAACUCAAGUGCGGUGAAGAGGGUUUCCCAACUGAAUACACACUCUUCAAGAACAAUCUCCAAAAUUUCACACCAGAAGAGCAAGCUAAAGCACAAAAGCACUGGGACGCUGCUUAUGGAUGUGAAGCAAAGAACGCUGAAUUGGAUGCAGCUGGUUUGUAAAACUAAACGACCAGCUUAUUUCUUACACUCUAAUUGGAUAAUUGGAUAACUCAUAAAGGACUCUUUUGCUUCUUUUCUAUUGUUACUUUUAAUAUGAUACUUAAUUUA